Messenger RNA from Atta colombica, 787 nucleotides. Its product is annotated as NADH-ubiquinone oxidoreductase chain 5-like. Gene Ontology annotation, biological process: electron transport coupled proton transport; ATP synthesis coupled electron transport. The transcript has a single exon. The annotation marks the transcript as partial. Lineage: Eukaryota; Metazoa; Arthropoda; Insecta; Hymenoptera; Formicidae. Gene Ontology annotation, molecular function: NADH dehydrogenase (ubiquinone) activity. The record is from RefSeq and is a predicted model, not a curated record.
UCGGCUUUAGUACAUUCAUCUACAUUAGUAACUGCUGGGGUAUAUUUAAUAAUUCGAUUUAAUAAUUUUUUAAUAGAGACAGAAGUUAGGGUGAUUUUAAGUUUUAUUUCUAUUCUUACAAUAUUUAUAUCAGGACUUAUAGCUAAUUUUGAGAAUGAUUUUAAGAAAAUUAUUGCGUUGUCUACUUUAAGGCAGUUAGGUUUAAUAAUGAUAGUUUUAAGAUUUGGAUAUAGAAUAAUAGCUUAUUAUCAUUUAUUAGUUCAUGCGAUUUUUAAAUCUAUAUUAUUUAUGGCUGCUGGGGCAGUUAUUCAUUUAAUAAAGAAUACUCAAGAUAUUCGAUUAUUAGGUAACUUAAAUGAGGUAAUUCCUUAUGUAAUAAUAAGGUUAAUAAUUUCUAGAAUAGCUUUGAGGGGGAUACCAUUUAUGGCUGGAUUUUAUAGAAAAGAUUUAAUUAUAGAAAUUAUUUAUAGGAGGAAAUUAAAUUUAUUUAUGUUAAUAUUGAUGAUUAUAUCAUUGUCAUUAACAGUAUCAUAUUCAUUGCGAUUUUUUUAUUAUAUAUUUUUUAAUAGAAGAUUUAAAUUUUAUAGGUAUGUGUAUAUUAAGGAAGAUAAAAUAAUUAAUAUUUCGAUAGUUUUUAUAAUGUUAUUAAGAGUGAUAGUAGGAUCUGUAAUUAAUUGAAUUUUUUAUUUUGAUUAUUAUAUAGUUUAUCUACCUUUAUUAGAAAAAUUAGUUACUUUAAUAAGAUGUAUGAUUGGGAUUUUAAUAAUAGUAAUAGUAAUUAUAAUAG